GAAGAGGAGGGCAAAGAAAACGAGAAAAAGGACUCAAUUGAGGAAAUUAAAAGUUGGAGGGGUGAAGUUCAUCAAAAUGAAUUUACAAACCCAAACCCAAAACCCAUCAAACCCAAGCCCAAAAUCCCAAUACCCAUUUAACUCAAACCCAAACCCAAAAACCAUCAAAGACCAACCCUAGCCUUCUCUCUCUUCCAAAACCGGCAACAUGCCAAGAAGAAGGAAGAGGGCUGCAGAGCAGAAAAACAGAAAAGGGGAAAGAUCUCCUGCCCUGCGCGCCUGCACCGAGCCCGCGCCCAGAUCCCCUUUGCUCUGCGCCGUUGACCUUGCUUGCUGCACCGAGCACGCGACCCUGCAUCAGCCUGCGUCCCUGCACAGGCCCUGCACCAGCCCUGCACUUUCCUCUUUGCGCCCCUGCGCCUCAAAACCCCUCUGCCCUGCGCGCCUGCAGCAACCUCGCGCCCUGCAUCGGCCUUGCGUCACGUCCCCUGUUGGCUGCAAUCCCCUGCACCAGCCCGGCCCGUGCCUGCUCAAGAAACAAACAAAAAGGGGUAGGAUUGGAAUGCUAAAAAAAAGGGAUCUCUGCCAUUUUGCUUGGGUAUAAAUAGAGGGUAUUAGGUUAGCAGAGGGGGGUCUUUUUGUUUGGUGGUUCUGGUGGUGGAUCUCUUGGUCUGAGUUUGGGGUGUUGCUUGAGAACAGCGGGAGG
Rubroshorea leprosula is the source of this 706-nucleotide messenger RNA. The record is from the annotation of a GenBank genome assembly. Lineage: Eukaryota; Viridiplantae; Streptophyta; Magnoliopsida; Malvales; Dipterocarpaceae.